Molecule: messenger RNA, 1794 nt
Organism: Helobdella robusta
Lineage: Eukaryota; Metazoa; Annelida; Clitellata; Rhynchobdellida; Glossiphoniidae
Exons: 6
Coding region: 187-852 (221 amino acids)
Biological process (GO): melanosome transport; positive regulation of exocytosis
Cellular component (GO): melanosome; secretory granule
Molecular function (GO): GTP binding; GTPase activity
Source: RefSeq, a predicted model, not a curated record
AAAAUAGCGCAAGAUCGCCGUGUUUUUAUACGAAAUUGUUUUAAAUUAAUAAGUUUUAAUUAUUUUUGUUAUUAAAUUUUUUUGUUUUAGCUCGAGAUUUAGAACGAUUUUUUUUCACAACACCUGUCCUUAUCUUCAAAUAAGAAGAAAUAGUCAACAUCAACAACAACCAACACAGACCACAAAAUGACGUCUGCCAAUACGAACAUUGCUGAAUAUGACUACCUCAUCAAGUUCCUUGCUUUAGGAGAUUCUGGAGUGGGUAAGACUUCCAUACUCUACCAGUACACUGAUGGCCAGUUCACAGGGAAGUUCACAUCCACUGUUGGCAUCGACUUUCGGGAGAAAAGAAUUAUACACAAGACUUCAAUGCCUGACGGUUCGCCAGGGAGGAGCCAAAGGGUACACCUCCAACUUUGGGACACAGCUGGUCAAGAAAGAUAUAGGAGCUUAACAACAGCGUUUUUUAGAGACGCAAUGGGUUUCCUACUGGUCUUCGACAUCACCAAUGAGCAGUCCUUCGUGAACCUUCGAAAUUGGAUCACCCAACUGCAAACCCACGCCUAUUGUGAGAGUCCGGACAUUGUCCUCUGUGCCAACAAGGUUGACCUCGAGAACCAGAAGGUCAAGGAUGAAGAGAUUAAGAAGUUUGCUGAAACGUUCAACAUGCCUUACUUUAUGACGAGUGCAGCCACUGGUCAAAACAUUUCGAAGGCCAUUGAGUGCCUCUUACAAAAGGUCAUGGUCAGAAUUGAGGUCGCAGUGGAUAAACAGCACGUGGCACAGCAGGCCAAAGGUCAAGUUCAUUUAAAUGCCAGCGCCGGGGAUGAGAAGGGUGGCUGUGCUUGCUGAUUGGCUUGCUUGUGAUUGGUUGAUUGAUUAGUUUAGAUUGCAUGGUCGGUUCGUUGAUUGGCUGGCUGGUUGGCUCAUUUUGAUUGGUUGGACGAUCGAUUUUGAUUUGAUUCUCUUGGUCAAUGAGUUCGUUUUGAUGGCUGAUUAAUCUCGUCAUUUUAUAAGAGUUGUUUUGAUUGGCUGGUAAACUGAAUACAAUUGACUCUAAUAUGUUGAGAGCUAGAUGGUUCUUUAUUGGUUGAUUAAUUUUUAUUCGCUAGUCACGAUUGGAAAGCAUUAGAAUGGUAGUUUUAUUGGUCUAUUUUCUAGGAGAUUAAUUGAAUUCGAUUGGUUGGUGGUAAAGAAUGAUUGGCUAGCUAGUGAUAAUUUGGAUGAUGAAGACAACGACGACGUUGAUGAUGUUGUUGAUCAGCUGUACAUUUUUAUUCUUCGCAAAGUUUUCAAUUACGUUUGUUACACACGCAAAAUGUGAUUUUUAAAUGUUAGUAAAUAAAAUUGUGUAGGUCCUAACAAAUUUAAUCACGUUGAUAAUAAUUAUUUUAAUCAUUUUUAUUAAUUAUUUUUUAAUUAUUAAAUAUAUAUAUUUGUUAUUUGGUUGUGUAUUAUCUUUCAUAACUUUUCAUAACUUUUAACCUACUUUAACAUUUUCGUCGAUCAAUGCUUUAACACACAGACACACGCACACACAUAGAAGGAGAGAGAGAGAGAGAGAGAGAGAGAGAGAGAGAGAGAUACACACACAUACAUUUAUAUACGUGUUUAUGAUUUAUUAAUGUGUAUACUUGAAUGAUAUAUAUAUAUAUAUAUAUAUAUAUAUAUAUAUAUAUAUAUAUAUAUAUUUUAAAUCCCAUAUUCUUGGCUUCUAACUUUAUAUAUGAUAUAUUUAACUGCAUUUUUAUCUGUGCUAAUAUCUGAGCUUAAUAUGUAUAUAUGUAUAUAUAU